CGUUAAUUUUGCAUAGUCUGCGAAGAACUCUGGUAUACACCGAAACGAAAUUUUCAUAUACAAUUUUGCAAAAUAUUUAUUUUGUUUUUCGUACACACAACAAUUAAUAAAAAUUAUUUAUAAUAGUGAAUAAAUUAUUUGUGUAUGUUUUAAAAGCAUAAAAUCUUUUAAAUGAAUAAGAAAUAAUGGAUUUAAAAAACAUUUAAAGAAAACGAAUAGAGAAAAACUUUUUCACACAGUGCGAGAGAGCAAUACAGAGAAAGGAAGAAGCAGAAUAAGAAAAAAAUAUUUUUUUUUUAGUUUAAUAUCCACCAGCAGUCGAGUGGAGUAAAAAAAGUAAAUACAUAAUAUUGGCAAAUAUUGAAGAAGUGCCAGAGGAAGGCAGUAGCGGCGUCAUGUGGGACUCAUCAAUGUUCCUCAGCACUUUGACGCCUAAGUUCUAUGUGGCUUUGACGGGAACAUCUAGCUUAAUAUCGGGACUUAUAUUGAUAUUCGAGUGGUGGUAUUUUCGUAAAUACGGUACUUCAUUUAUAGAACAAGUUUCCAUCAACCACAUAAGUCCUUGGAUAAACGGUAGUGAUUCGUCCAGUGAUUCCACAACCAACGGCAGUGGCAGCAGCUCUAGCAGUGGCUCAACAAACGGUAAUAACGGGACAACUGGUGUCGGUGGUGUCACUUCAGCAAAUGGUCAACAAAUGCCCGAAUGCAAAGUAUGGCGUAAUCCUUUAAAUCUUUUUCGUGGUGCCGAGUAUCAACGUUUCUUUUGGGCGACCAGCAAAGAACCCUUGACCUACUAUGACAUGAAUCUUUCGGCCCAAGAUCAUCAGACAUUUUUUACGUGUGAGGGUGAUGCACGCAAAGAGGAAUAUGAAAUUAUGCAAACGGCUUGGCGUGAAAGAAAUCCGGUGCAACGUAUUAAAUCGGCCCACAAUGCAAUUGAAAUAAAUCCAGAAUGUGCCCCAGCCUACAUACUGCUGGCGGAAGAGGAAGCAACUACCAUACUGGAGGCUGAACGUAUAUUGCGCACAGCUUUAAAGGUGGCCGAGCAGAAUUAUCGCAAAUCACAACUCACACAACAUCAAGGACCCAUAGCAGAGGGACUGCAUCGUCGAGACACAAAUGUUCUUAUUUAUAUACGGCGCCGUCUGGCGAUGUGUGCCCGUAAAUUGGGUAAGUUAAAAGAGGCUGCGAAAAUGUUUCGCGACCUAACAAAGGAAAUUCCCUCAAUAAUGAAUGUUUUAAACAUUCAUGAGAAUCUCAUUGAAACAUUAUUGGAGAUGCAGGCGUAUGCUGAUUGCCAAGCAGUAUUAGCAAAGUACGAUGACAUCUCUUUGCCAAAAUCGGCUACCAUUUGUUAUACAGCAGCAUUGCUGAAGGCCAGAGCGGUGGCGGAUAAGUUUUCACCAGAUAUCGCCUCCAAGAGAGGCCUGAGCCCGGCAGAAAUGUGUGCCGUUGAAGCUAUACAUCGAGCCGUUGAGUUUAAUCCUCAUGUGCCGAAGUAUUUACUUGAAACCAAACCUUUAAUCCUGCCACCCGAACAUAUAUUAAAGAGAGGCGAUUCCGAGGCUCUGGCAUAUGCAUUCUUCCAUUUGAAACACUGGAAGAACAUAGACGGUGCUUUGAAUCUGCUGCAUUGUACUUGGGAGGGCACAUUUCGCAUGCUACCGUAUCCCUUAGAGCGCGGUCAUCUCUUCUAUCCAUACCCCACAUGUACAGAGUGCGCUGAUCGUGAGUUGUUACCGGCCUUUCAUGAAGUAUCCGUUUAUCCCAAGAAAGAAUUACCGUUCUUUAUACUUUUUACAGCGGGCUUGUGUUCUUUUACGGCCCUGCUGGCUUUGUUGACACAUCAGUAUCCCGAACCUAUGGGUUUGUUGGCACAAACAGUACUUACCUGGAUAUCGUAUCCAUUUCAAUUGCUCAAAGAACGCAUUGAAGCAUUUUGGCCUUGUAAUCUAUUGCAACAUUUGUCAAGAGUUUAAACAUUCUCAAUACAACUCCACCACCGUCGGCGGCGAUGAUGACGAUAUAACACACGUUUAUACUCUCUCGCACAAUUAUUAUUAUAAUUAUCGAUGAUAACAAUUUUAUAACUUUUGGUUAUUUUUCAGCCAUUUAUUAUUAUUAUUACAUUACAUACUGCAUACAGGUAAACACAUACAUACAUUGUUUGUUAGGCUUUCCGUUAUUCCUUCUUAUUUUUCUUGUUUUUUUUUUUUAUAUAUAUUUUACUCUAAUUUAAUGAAAUAUUUUCCUAAUUUCUGAACAACACGUUCGGCUAAUAAUUUAUUUAUUUACACUAAACUAAUUUUUUAUUAUUUUUCUUACGUUUAUACCUAUGAAAAAUAAAAACAAAAUAUUUUAUUUAUUC
Lucilia sericata (common green bottle fly) is the source of this 2368-nucleotide messenger RNA. Its product is annotated as protein ST7 homolog. Bases 396 to 1979 code for a protein of 527 amino acids. The transcript is spliced from 3 exons. NCBI's taxonomy places the organism in Eukaryota, Metazoa, Arthropoda, Insecta, Diptera, Calliphoridae. The record is from RefSeq and is a predicted model, not a curated record. Gene Ontology annotation, molecular function: protein binding.